This is a messenger RNA of Condylostylus longicornis, 1308 nucleotides long. RefSeq names its product tRNA (uracil-5-)-methyltransferase homolog A-like. Gene Ontology annotation, molecular function: RNA methyltransferase activity. Bases 1 to 1308 code for a protein of 435 amino acids. The transcript has 9 exons. Lineage: Eukaryota; Metazoa; Arthropoda; Insecta; Diptera; Dolichopodidae. The record is from RefSeq and is a predicted model, not a curated record. Gene Ontology annotation, biological process: RNA processing.
AUGGCAGCAACCGACUGCCCACCCCGCAAUGAUGAAGAAAGGGAACAGGCGACGGAAACUGCUGAAGAGGUGCCGGAAAAGGAGUUUCAUCCAUUGCGGUUGUACAUGGCAAGCCCGGAAAUCAAAACAAUGAAAACAACAAGAAUAGCCGAAACACUCAAGCCAUCAGAGACCAAACCCCCUAAUGCAAAGAAGAGAAAACUGAAUCCAGAAUUGGUUCUGAAAAAUGAUGAUGAAAAAUCAAGGUUGCUCUGGUGUCAUCCCGAAGUUGCAAAGGGCUUCAAUGGUUGCUUGGUUGACAGAAUUAUUGAAUCAGAAAUUCGAUUGGGUUACAGAAAUAAAUGUGAAUUCACAAUUGGAUUUCAAAAUGAUGAAUUAAAAGACCCUGAAGAAAUUGUGGUGGGGUGCAAAGAGGAGUUUCCUGUUUAUUCGCGAUCGAAACAAAAAGGCGUGUGGAGAAUUUUGAUGGUUCGUAGUUCUGAACGUGAUAAUGGAUUAAUGCUUGUGACGCAAAUUAAAUCUCUGAGUGCUUCUGGAUUGAUAAGAGAAGGAAGUUCUAGAACUGAAGAUGAUCUUCGAGCGUCUUUGAUCGCUCUUCUGAUCGAUGGUCUUGUUUACUCCGAUGGAUCCUCCCGUACAUCUCUUCGUCUCUACGAUGGAAUGUUUAUCAAAUCUCUUUAUAUUCAAGAGACGAAUACAAAGGCGUGCGCUGCGCUCUAUCAACGAGCAUUUGAGAUGCUUGAUGUUUCGAAAUCUGGUCUAGUCCUCGAUAUUUGUAGCGGAGCGGGCACGAUUGCAUUGGCUCUUCAUCAUCAAUUGAGUCAAAGGAUGAGCGACUCGCGAACACCACGAAUUGUUGGGAUUGAACUCGUUCCUGAGGCUGUCGAAUCGGCAAAAAUGAACGCUGAAAUCAAUGCAAUUGAUGAGAAAUCUGUUGAAUUUUUAUGUGGAAAAGCUGAAGUCGUUUUGCCAGAGUUAUUAGCGAACAUUGAGAAUGAGGUUGAAGUGUGUGCGAUAGUCGACCCUCCACGGGCUGGAUUGCAUCCAACAGUUUGCAGGAGUCUUGUAGAGUGUCAAAAAAUCAAUCAUUUGGUUUACAUUUCCUGUAAUCCAGAUUCACUUGUGGAAGAUGUCCUCAGGUUAUGUACUCCAACUCUGUUAGCUGAUACACCAUUCAAACCCAUCAAAGCAGUUGGAGUGGAUAUGUUCCCUCAUACAUACCACUGCGAGAUGAUUUUGCAACUUAGCCGAACUACUGAGAACGACUUCGGAUUCGUUCAAAAUAGAGCAGAUAUUCCUGGUUGUUGA